Molecule: messenger RNA, 1371 nt
Organism: Acanthosepion pharaonis
Lineage: Eukaryota; Metazoa; Mollusca; Cephalopoda; Sepiida; Sepiidae
Source: the annotation of a GenBank genome assembly
AUGUUUUUGUGUGUGUUCAACUACAAUCUGCCUAUUUCUUUCUUUCUGUUAAUCAAAAUCUGCUCAUUUCUUUCUUUCUAUCUUUCUUUAUAUCUAUCUACCCCAAUCUGUCAAUAUCUAUCUAUCUAUCUAUCUAUCUAUCUAUCUAUCUAUCUAUCUAUCUAUCUAUCUAUCUAUCUAUCUCAUUCUGUUGAUAUCCUGUUCAUAUCUAUCUAUCUAUCUAUCUAUCUAUCUAUCUAUCUAUCUAUCUAUCCCAGUCUUUUCAUUAGCUAUCGAUCUAAUUUGCCUAUUAUUUUUCUUAAAAGUAACUUUUUUUUUUAUUUUCCAUAUCAUUUAAACAUUUCUUUGCUUUUAUCCUCGCCAAUCAUCAUGUCUCUUAUUGUGUUCUUUCAUUUUUUUCCUUUUCUUAUCUUUCAUUUCUUCUUUUCUUUCUUUUCAUUCUUUAUACUUCUUUCUUUCCUUCUUUUUCUUCCUUUCAUUAUUUAUACUUCUUUCUUUCUGUUAUUCUUUAUACUACAUUCUUUUCUUCUUUCUGUCUGUCUUUCUUUCAUUGAUUAUACUUCUUUUUUUCUUUCUUUAUCCUUCUUUCUUUUCUUUCUUUCUUUCAAUAUUCAUACUCCUUUCUUUCAUUCUUUCUUUAUUUAUACUACUUUCGUUUCUUCUUUUUCUUUUUCUUUCAUUAUACUUCUUUCUUUAAUUCAUUAUACUUCUUUCUUUCCUUCUUUAUCCUUUUCUUCUUUCUUUCUUUCCUUCUUUCUUUCUUUAUACUACUUUCUUUCCUUCUUUCCUUCUUUCUUUCUCUCUUUCUUUCUUUCAUUAUACUUCUUUCUUUCUUUCAUUCAUUAUACUUCCUUUUUUCCUUCUUUAUCCUUCUUUCUUUCCUUCUUUCUUUCCUUCUUUAUACUACUUUAUUUUCUUCCCUCUCUCUUUCUUUCUUUCUUUCAUUAUACUUCUUAUUAUUUAUUCAUUAUACUUCUUUCUUUCCUUCUUUAUCCUUUUCUUCUUUCUUUCUUUCUUUCUUUCUUUCACUAUUUAUAUUUCUUUCUUUACUUCUUUCUUUCUUUAUACUACUUUCUUUUCUUCUUUCUUUCUUUAUACUUCUUUCUUUCUUUCUUUCUUUCUUUCUUUCUAAUUUCUUUCUUUUUUAUACGUCUUUUUUCUAGCCUUCUUACUUACUUUCUUUCCUUCAUUAUACUUCUUUCUUUCCUUCUUUCUUUUUUUUCAUUAUUUAUACUUCUUUCUUUCCUUCUUUCUUUCUUUAUCCUUCUUUCUUUCUUUAACCUUCUUUCUUUCAUUCUUUCUUUCUUCCUACUUUCUUUCUUUUAUACACUUCUUUUUUUUUCUAUCCUUCUUACUUACUUUCGUUCUUAA